This is a messenger RNA of Girardinichthys multiradiatus, 4333 nucleotides long. RefSeq names its product amyloid beta (A4) precursor-like protein 2 (gene aplp2). The transcript has 18 exons. Gene Ontology annotation, molecular function: heparin binding; transition metal ion binding; serine-type endopeptidase inhibitor activity. Gene Ontology annotation, biological process: axonogenesis; central nervous system development. The coding region runs from base 227 to 2521 and encodes 764 amino acids. Gene Ontology annotation, cellular component: membrane. The record is from RefSeq and is a predicted model, not a curated record. Lineage: Eukaryota; Metazoa; Chordata; Actinopteri; Cyprinodontiformes; Goodeidae.
UUGUCCACAUUUCCACAGCAGUCCGACGCCGAGGUGCUUUCCAGUCGAGCUCCGUGAACAAAACAAGCAAAGAGCCUCUUAUUUUGGCCUCUUUGGUGGGAGAAAAGAACUCCUGAAAUAUUCCCAGGACCUGGUUUGUUUGCUCUUCAUUCCUGCGGACGCCUUGCUCGCAGACACAGCUGAGAGGAUAAGUUAUUCGCAGCAGAGCGGAUCAGGAGCCUGGAAGAUGGGUUCAGUCCCAGCGAUAUCUGUCCUCGUUUUGGGCAUUGUGGUACCUGGCCUGGCCGGAUACAUAGAGGCUCUAGCUGCCAACGCAGGAACUGGGUCUGCUGUGGCCGAGCCACAGGUGGCUAUGUUCUGCGGGAAACUCAACAUGCACGUCAACAUUCAGACUGGUCGCUGGGAACCUGACCCGUCAGGAACCAAAAGCUGCGUAGGAACCAAAGAGGGCGUGCUGCAGUACUGCCAGGAGAUGUAUCCAGAGCUCAAAAUAACCAACGUAGUCGAAGCCAACCAGCCUGUCCACAUUGAGAACUGGUGCAAGAAGGAGAAGAAGGUGUGCAAAGGCCACGCCCAUAUGGUGGUGCCUUACAUGUGCUUAGUGGGCGAGUUUGUGAGUGACGUUCUCCUGGUCCCGGAGAAGUGCAGGUUCUUCCACAAGGAGCGUAUGGACAUGUGCGUCAGCCACCAGCAGUGGCACGGCGUGGCCAAGGAGGCCUGUUCCAGGAGCUUCAUGGUGCUCCACAGCUACGGCAUGCUGUUGCCUUGCGACAUCGACAAGUUCCACGGCACAGAGUACGUUUGCUGCCCUGCAUCCCGCUCCGGAGAGUCAGCCCCACCUUCCCUCCCCUCCCAGGAGGACGAAGACGAGCAGGUAGAGAAUGAUGACAUCGACCUGGAUGAUGAUGAGGCUUUGGAGGAGAGUGAGACUCCGGCUAAUGAGGAACCCACUCCGAAGGAGGAGCCUGUGGACGAAGAUGAAGAUGAGGAGAAGGAAGAAGAUGAGGAGGAGUACCACUAUGUGUAUGAAGAUGAGGAGGCAGAUGGGGAUGAUGAGGAUCAGAAGAAGGAAAGCAGCAAAGCAUCAGAGAAACGUGAUGAUGACAAGAUUGUAGAAGAAGUGAAAGCGGUGUGCACCCUGGAGGCUGAAACGGGCCCCUGUCGUGCCUCCAUGCCUCGCUGGCACUUCGACAUCAGGCAGAGGAAGUGUGUGAGCUUCAUAUACGGGGGCUGCGCCGGCAACCGCAACAAUUUCGACUCUGAGGAGUACUGCAUGGCCGUGUGCAAACACCUGACCUUGCCCCCGACUCCUCAGCCCACCGACGAUGUGGACAUCUACUUUGAGACACCUGCUGAUGACAAGGAGCACAGCCGCUUCCAGAAAGCCAAGGAGCAGCUGGAGAUCCGGCACCGUAACCGCAUGGAGCGGGUACGAAAAGAAUGGGAGGAGGCUGAUCGGCAGGCUAAGAAUCUGCCCAAAGCUGAGAGACAGACCUUGAUCCAGCACUUCCAAGCUAUGGUGGAGUCCCUGGAGGAGGAGGCUGCCAGCGAGAAGCAGCAGCUGGUGGAGACUCACCUCGCCCGAGUGGAGGCUAUGCUGAAUGACCGCCGCCGCGUGGCCCUGGAGAACUACCUGGCUGCCCUGCAGGCCGACCCCCCCAAGCCCCACCGUAUCCUGCAAGCCCUGAGAAAGUACGUCCGCGCGGAGAACAAGGACCGCCAGCACACCAUCCGCCACUACCAACACGUCCUUGCUGUGGAUCCAGAAAAAGCAGCUCAGAUGAAGUCUCAGGUGAUGACCCACCUGCGGGUGAUCGAGGAGAGGAUGAACCAGAGUCUAUCUCUGCUCUACAAAGUACCUUACGUGGCCGAGGAGAUUCAGGAUGAAAUUGACGAGCUGCUCCAGGAGCAGAAGGCCGACAUGGAGCAGUUCCUGUCCUCCAUCUCUGAAUCACAGCCCGACGUCACCGUGUCGUCAGAGGAGAGCGUGGAAGUCCCCGUCUCUGAGGGCAAGCCCUACCGGCCCAUCCAGGUCACCUCUCUGGGGUCCCGCUCAGAGCCAGAAGGCGACCUAUCAGACUCCCCACGUGCCUUCAAGAAAGGCUCCGCCAUGGCUGGUCUGGACGGUCUGAUCGGUGCAGAGGAGAGAAUCAUUAACAGCAAGCCGAAGAUGGGAGAAAACGUGGUGAUUGAUGAGUCCCUGGAUGUUAAAGAAGUGGUUUACAGUGCUGAGAGAGUCAGCGUUAUGCAUGGUGAUGAGCUGGAGUCCUACCGCCCCCUGGGAGAGGACCUGAGCUUCAGCAGCACCGCACUGAUUGGCCUGCUGGUGAUAGCCGUGGCCAUAGCAACUGUGAUUGUGAUCAGCCUGGUGCUAUUGAGGAAAAGGCAGUACGGCACCAUCAGCCAUGGCAUCGUGGAGGUGGACCCCAUGCUGACGCCAGAGGAGCGACACCUAAGCAAGAUGCAAAACCAUGGCUACGAAAACCCCACCUACAAAUACCUGGAGCAGAUGCAGAUCUAACCUGAACCUGAGAGGGGCGCCGUGGAGCCUGUCUGAGAACAGUCUCCGACAGGGGGAACAUACUACUGACCAAUAACACAUGAUGCUAUUGUUAAAAUCCUUUGCAUACAUCCAAACUCCAUUUAUUGGUUUGUUCAAAACAAUCCUAAAGUAAUGCUACUACUUCUACUACUGCUACUGUUGUACUAUAGAGAUCUUUUUGAUCAUGUGUCUGAUGUUUCUGCCAGUUCGCAAAAUAGAAAAUGGUUUAUCUGUAAUUAUCAAGACAGAUCAAGAUGUAUAACAUUUCUUCUGACAUUUUUAUUAUGUGAAAAGCAAAUCAAACGUAUGUUUUUUAGUAAUCAAACUGGCACUACAUUUUUUUUCAUCAUGCGACGCUCAUGGGUUUCAUUAAAUAAUCGGUGUUUUAAUGUGUUCUUUUUAAUCUCAAUAGAUUGCUUGUAUAUGAAGGUUCUUUGUACCAAUCAAAAUAUUUAGUGGGAAAAAAACAUGAGGGGGGGGGGAUAAAUUCACAAUUUAUUUCUUUGCUUUGUUAUAAUAACAAAUAUACAUAUAAUUUUUAAAUAUGCAUAAAUAUAUAUAAAAUUAGAUGUUUUAUUUCCACCUUUUUUCCUGAAGGAAGAGACUAUAAAUUGGUUUGGGAUUUUAUUUUUAUCUUCUUUUUUGUUUUAUUUGGUGGUUACGAAUGUUUGCAGGUGUUGGAGAAGGUGAUGAUCUGCGCAGACCCCCAGCUUAAACACAUCGCCCAAAAACCUUUUUAGUGAGUGAAUGUCUACUUUUGUUCCUUUAAUUGGUCAGAUUUUGCUGUGCCAGUAACUCAAGUCAAUUGUGCAUCAGAUUAAUAUCAAUUCUGAGCUGAAACAGCAAAGCAACCAGAUCCACUGUACCGUUUGCCUAAGCUGCAGGAAUAAGAUACACACACACACACACAAAACAAUAAAAACAAGUGAAUGUGGUCAUUUACCCCCUCAUACACACAAACAUAACCUGUCAGGAAGCUGUACAAAUUUGUAGAUGUCCAAAUGGUACAUAGGUGAAUGUAUUUUUCCAUACUAUGUAUAUGCUUCACUUGAAGCUUUGCCUUUUCAAUUGUGUUUUUACAUUUUGCAAAUUAUGCAAAGUUAAACCAUGAAUUCCUAGAUAUGCACUUCUAAAGCAACAAAUUGAUGGAUGAUGUGUAGCCUUGAUGCAGGAGGCUGUGCUGGUGUUCAGCUGGGCUGAAAAUCAAUUCCAAAUUCACUGGACAAAAAUCUACUAAAGCAAAGAUUUGUGUUACCUGAAAAGGCUGGACGAGCCCUGGAUCAAAGCCACUUGUACGCGGCUGGAGCUGGAGGUCUGUGCAGGCGGACUGCGACUCGGAGAGACAAGGUUCAGAGAGCUGGUUUCUGACACACAAAAUGCAAUUGUGUGUAUUUUUAUAGGUAGAGAAUGACACAAAACAAGUAAAUCCUAAUCCUCUCUAUCUUGGUAUCGUCUUUGUAUGCCUGUAUAGUUGAUGUUGCGAUCAUGGCUUUUUUUUUUUUUUAAGAGGAUUUCUGUGGUGUGCAUUGUUCUUAUAUGACAUUAUAUGAAAUCUAUUUUAAAUUUUAUUUUCCAAUUUCUUUUUUCCUCUUUCUGUGACAGUAUAUCUGUAUGUGACUGACUCACUAUGCACCCAAACAGCUUCAAUCUUGUAACUGCCUGCUUGAUUGUGGAAGAGGACCGGGGACUAUAAUUAUAAUAUGUAUAUUAGUGAUUUAAAACUGAUCAACACCAGUGGAAACAGAUUUCUGGUUACAAGGGGUUACACAUCAAUAAACUCACAACAAACAA